GCAUAGCAUGAACAUAAGAUGAGAAUCACAUGAGAUCCACUGACCAAUGAUCAUACCCGUACCCAUCGCUAUAUAAAUUCUUCUAUUCAUCUUUUUGAUUUCACCACUCUGGCCUUUGCCACUGCAACGGUAGACUUCAAACACAACAAACCCUCCCUCCAAUUCCUCAUGCGAAUUUGAAAUUGAACGUUAACGACAUGACUUGUUCUUGCUUUUCGAAUUCAAAAUCGAUAGACUCUUCUCACCACUCCCUUGACCACGUUCCCUUGUCACAACGCCUAAAAUUGCUGCAUCCUCCAAUUCUCCAAAACGACACUCGCAUACCGCUCACUCUCCAAUUCGAUGCUGUUGUGAAAAAGGAACACGAGGGUUGCGAUUCUCAGUUAGUGUGUCCCACAUUUGAAACUGAUGCUUGUGGAGUAGAGAAAACCAGUGCUAAUGUCAUUUUAGCUCGAUGUCCCACACUUUCUGCUUUUGAUGGUCGUGCCACUAUAAAGGUCGAAGAUUAUGAGAUUCCUUCGAGUUCUGUUGACAAGGGUAAAGAAGCAUCUAUUCAAUUAGAUUUUCCUAUCCCAAAGGUGAAAAAGGAGAUUCCUGAAGGCAUUGUUGAUGAUCUAGAUCAUAUUGUAUUGAAAGAACGGCUAAGGAUGCUGCUAGCUAGGAAGCUUCCAGGAUUGUCAAAUGCAUCUUUAGAGGGUGGUAAUGCAGGCUUGUUGGAAACCAUCACGGAGCAAACUGUUAAAAAAGUAAAUGAAGAGAUUAAUUUUGCUGAUGGGAAAGCAGCAGAGGCCAGAGACCAGGUUUAUGACAACCCAGAAGGAAGUAAUAUUUCACUAUCACUCGGGGCUACAUGUGGAUCAUCUUUAUUAACUGAUUAUGCCACAUCUAAAUCAACAGGAUCAGUAAUUUCAUCUGGCCUUCUAGAAGACGACCAUUUAUUAAAAUCCAGAGGAAUAGUCGAGCAAUUUGAUUCACAUGAAGAACAUAAUGUUAUAAAUAAUGAUGGCCCAAUUAGUUCAACUUCUCCAACCUUUAUCAAAGUCAAGGAUGAACCUUGGGAUAUUGGUGAAAACUACAAUGUUACCAAGGAUGCUAUGGGUAGCAUUUCUUUCAAACUCUCAAAUGUAAAAAGUGAAAGGGAAGUCCAUAAUGAAUAUCAUGAUGACCAAGCAGAACAUAUGAACUUAAUUGAUCGACUAAAUUUUCUCAUGGCUGGAGCGGAUUCUAGUUUAAAUAUUUCUACAAGUUACUCUUUGAAGACUCAGCCUUCUUCCUCUAUGUCAAGCCCUAUUUUUUCAAAAUCUGCUGAACCUUCAAGCAUCAAAUCUAGGCGCAAAAGAAAAAAAACAGCCACUGAUUCAGUUCAAGAAGCACUUGAGGAGGAUGCUCCUGGGCUCCUGCAGGUAUUGCUAGACAAAGGUGUAUUAGUUGAUGAAAUUAAACUUUAUGGAGAGAAAGAAGAUGAUGAAGCUCUGGAUGAAUCAUUUUGUGAAGAUAGCUUUUCGAAGCUUGAGGCUUUGAUAACCAAGAUUUUCCCUCAACGGUACUCUUUUUUAAAAUUACCUAAUACUCGUGCCUCAAAGGCUUCAAGAGCGAGUUAUUGGUUAGCUUGUCUAAUCUCACUUGUUGAGCAGACACGAUAUUUAAAAUUUCGAAAGUGGCCUGUUGAGUGGGGUUGGUGCCGAGACCUUCAAUCAUUUAUUUUUGUUUUUGAGAGACAUAACAGGAUAGUGCUGGAGCGCCCUGAAUAUGGUUAUGCAACCUACUUCUUUGAACUGGUAGAAUCCUUACCUGUUGAAUGGCAGCUCAAGCGGUUGGUGAUUGCUAUGAAACUGACUACCUGUAGCAGGAUUUCCAUUAUUGAGAAUAAAGAAUUGGUGGUUGGAGAAGAUUUGAGUGAAGGUGAAGCCAAGGUGCUAAUGGAAUAUGGUUGGACACCUAAUACUGGCCUGGGAACUAUGCUUAACUACUGUGGCAGAGUUGUGCAUGACAGGAAAAGUGAGGACAAUUCUUCAGAAUGGCGAUCUAAAAUAGGGAAAUUGCUGAUGGAUGGUUAUAAUGGUGGAACCAUAGUGAUGCCUACUGUCCCAAAAAAAGUUGCAGAAUACAUGUGUUCUCAAAGCCCUGACAGUGACAUAAGCUGUAGUAGUCCCAUGUCUGAUUAGAGGUUAGCUUGUGCAGAAAGUGUUUCCAUAUGUAUACCUUGUAUAUUUAUUGGUAACUGUCUUUUAGACCAUGACCUAGCAAUUAUAGAGUAGUUCAACAUGAAAACUUUCAACAUUUGUUCCGAGCUACAAUACAUCCUUUACAGGAAUGUAUGGUGGAGCAUCAAAUAGUUACUUCAAACCGUGCUUUAGCUUUACCACUGUAAAGAAGUUCGGAUUUUAAUAUUCAGGCAAACGACAAAUUCUGCCUUCAAAGUAGAUACAUAACCAUGUUAUAGCAUUAGCGAAGUGAUUAACUUGUGUUUUCAUUUCUCUAUGUUAAUCUCUUUUUUCUCA
Glycine soja is the source of this 2501-nucleotide messenger RNA. RefSeq lists its product as uncharacterized. Lineage: Eukaryota; Viridiplantae; Streptophyta; Magnoliopsida; Fabales; Fabaceae. The record is from RefSeq and is a predicted model, not a curated record. The transcript is spliced from 10 exons. Bases 198 to 2165 code for a protein of 655 amino acids.